GGUCGUCUAUAUAUAGCUUUUUGGCUUUUUGGCGCGGGUUAAAGCUUGAGAGUGUUACGGAGCGAGACUAGCUGGUUUGCACCCAGAGCUGUUAUCUGAUCGGCGAAGGCCUUCUCGUCGGGGUGGGCUAUCUCGUCGGCAGUCUCGGCAGUCCGACGCUGUAAAUACUUUCGCCUGCUGCUCUCUCUACGAUAUCUCACGCUCUAGUAUCUCUACCUCUAGUAGCCAGUGGAGCGCCGGCGAGGCGUCCGCGGACGUCCAUCGACUCGCCCGGGUCUGCGCCGACAAGAUCGCCGGCAAGGGGUUCCGGAAGGGCCUCAUCGACGCUGAUUCGGUCGAGGACGCGGCGGCCAUGAUUCAGGCCCAGAUCUACCGGUGGAUCGUCUUGCAGAUCGAACAGUCGCACUCGCCGACGCCCCGUUUCUUGAUGCAGGCACACCGUGUGUUGAUGAGGGAUGUCAGCCCAGGGAUGAUGCCUUCCUUUCCCGUAGUCUUUGCGGAGAUCUCCUUGCACUGCUGCGCAUAACUUGACCUCGUGAACGCCUCGUGCACCUGCUCGUUCGUACCGUUCUGGUAUCGUAAGGGAUGCUUCUCAUACAUCUCCUCCUUCGUCUCUGGAUGAGGCCCCAAAAACACGUUUGCGUGCCUUUUGUUGUCAUUGUCAUAAGAGCUAGCUUCGGCCGACUCGUGCCAGAACCGUACCAUGGGGGCUAUGUCGACCUUGUCGUAGUGCCCUUUCGUAUCUACACGCUUCCAGCCCUUGCCGCGGUCCUCGGCCUCCUGACGCGCCUUCACCGCUUGACUGGUAACGGCCCAGGUGGUGCCCAUGGCCCUCAUAAAGGACCGGCCUCGUUUCAACUCGAAAAGGUCCACAGGACACAAAGCGGCAACAGCUCCUAAUAAAACGUUCCGUUCCAAGUCGUUGCGUCGUCCCUUCGCUUUCAUCAACCGCUUUACAAAACUUUUACCCUGCUCCAGCAUCAAUCUAGCCGUCUCGGCGUCCUUCGACGUUUGUUGGAGAUGGGCAGGGAGCACAGCUUUCAUCUCUGGAGAAUCCAGGAAGGCCUCAACAAUCCUUCGCGUCGUUUCUAGAUCGCCCAUACCGAAAACUUGGUCCUGGAUCUCCUUCGCCCGCCUAGUGAUCAAACUAUUUCCGGCCCGCUUCUUUGCAUCAGCAAUAGCGCCUUCGGUCUCGAGGCGGUCCGACGCAGCUGCCGCUUCUUUCAUCUUUCCCGCGCGUCGUAGCCGGUUUAUUUCGCGUAUAAGUUCACGCAGUGCGCGUCCUGCACGUACUCGAGCAGCUUCCCGACGCCGUGGUGCCGGGGCUUCAUCGAGUUCUUCUGGCGACGGCGUCUCCUCCUCGUCGCUGCUCUCGCUAUCGCUGUCGUUCUCGCGGCCCAGGACCUCGAACAGGAUUCCUUGGACUAUUUGCGCCGCCGGCCGGUCAUGCGAUCUAAUCAUCUUGAUGAUGUUGUCUCGCUGGUGGCGUAGUACUUGGACCUCGGCGUUGGUCUCCUCGACGAUGGCAAGUUCUCGGCGACGACCGGUACCCCUGUUGCGCCGGUGUUCGGGGAGCUGCGGCACGUAUUCUACUUGUGGUGGAUGGCGUGGUCGUUGAACAGGUAGAGGUGGUUGUGGUGGUUCGGGUUCGGGAGUGGCGGCGUCCGGCUCUUGCUCGUAGACCAUGCGCUCGAGGACGAACUUAUCUGGCCAGAGUUUUGCGAGCUUGCGCCGGACAGCCAUCUCCGCGGUGUCGUCGUCGCGAGGCCUUUUAUUAGCCUUUCUGCGAUGCGCUGGGAUAUGCUUCCAAUUACCGAUGCGCACGCUAACAAAACCGCUCGCGUCUUCGAAGAAGGUGCCCUCCGCCACCGUGCCGUCGUCAGUCUCGCCAUCAGGGAAGGUGCCCAACAGGCGGCCGCGGCGCUGCGUCGUCAUGGCCGCGCGCGGUCAACAAUGAUGGCUAAGCAUUGUUGAGACGCUGUGCUGUCACCGGCACAGCUCCGCGCGCACGCCAGGCCAGCGAGCGCCGCCA
Messenger RNA from Pelagomonas calceolata, 2032 nucleotides. The record is from the annotation of a GenBank genome assembly. Lineage: Eukaryota; Pelagophyceae; Pelagomonadales; Pelagomonadaceae.